Dendroctonus ponderosae (mountain pine beetle) is the source of this 3111-nucleotide messenger RNA. Its product is annotated as PHD finger protein 14. The record is from RefSeq and is a predicted model, not a curated record. Gene Ontology annotation, biological process: regulation of transcription by RNA polymerase II. NCBI's taxonomy places the organism in Eukaryota, Metazoa, Arthropoda, Insecta, Coleoptera, Curculionidae. The coding region runs from base 77 to 2959 and encodes 960 amino acids. The transcript is spliced from 17 exons.
UAAAUUUUCCAUAACAAUCAUUCGUAGUGUGCUGAUUUAUAGAGAUUUUCCGUCAUUUACGAUAUUUUGCAGCAUAAUGAAGAUGCCGACAUUAUUGGAACAGGCAAAAGAUGUGGAUUUUAUCGUUAAAACAGCCAUUGAGCGAGAUCCCAACAAAAGACGGGUCAAACCUGUUGAACAAGCAUGUGUUUUGGACUUCGAUGAAGAAAGUAGUGAUGACUCCGAUUUUCGAAUUGAAGAUCAUCCCGAAAUUUCGGACGACGAUGCCGAUUCAAUGGAUAGUGGUGGAGGAGAUAAUGACAACGAAAGCAGUGAGGAUGAAACUGAUGACUCCGAAUUGGAUAAAUUGGACGAGUUAAGGAACCUGAACUCACCCAACGCCAAUGGCUUCUCUUCGGUUGGAAAUAUUAUCGAGGAAGCACGACUGCAUUCCAAACUUAAUUUCAAUGAAAAAGACGCACAACUUCUCAUAUGUUGCGGAUGUUUGGGUGAUCACAGCGAUGGCGUCAACGAAAUUGUUGAAUGUGAUAGCUGUGGAGUUACAGUCCAUGAGGCCUGUUAUGGAAUAUCGGACUCAAAUAGCUUAGCCAGUACCAAUUCACUGUCUCCGACGGCUCCUUGGUUCUGCGAAACGUGCAGAGCCGGAGUUAUGGAACCAGUUUGUGAACUUUGCCCUAAUUCAGGGGGAAUUUUUAAGGAAACCGACGUCGGCAAAUGGGUUCAUCUUAUUUGCGCUUUGUAUGCUCCAGGUGUUGCAUUUGGAGAAGUGGAUAAACUUACAAGCGUUACACUGUUUGAAAUGCCAUAUAGUAAAUGGGGCGCGAAAACUUGCAGUCUAUGUACUGAUGAUCGAUUUGCCCGAACAGGCGUCUGUAUCGGAUGCGACGCUGGAAUGUGUAGAACCUAUUUUCAUGUAACUUGUGCACAAAGAGAAGGGUUCCUAUCCGAAGCCCAUUGCGAAGAAGUAGAUCAAGCCGAUCCUUUUUAUGCGCAUUGUAAACUGCACUCGGAUAAAACUCUUGUGAAAAAAAGGAAACGGAACUACUUGGCUUUACAGUUGCGAAUGCAAUAUCGCAAAAUUCAGUUCGAGAAAGAGGGCCAUAUGGAUUUGCCCGAGCAAAUACGUAUACAAAGAAAGUUAGAGAAGCAAAAACGGCAUUAUUUGGAGUAUAAAAGAAGAAAACUUGCUCCUUGGGUUCCGACUCAGAAAAUGCCACGCCUUAUCACAACCAGCGCUUCAGCGUGUCGUAAACUGUUGAGGAAAGCGGAACUUAUGGGCAUUGAUACAUCAGCCCUCGAAAUGCACGAUGCUCAGAUAACAGCUUUGGCUGAUAUCAGGAAGAAGUGGCACAUACCGCCCGCUUUUACUGUUGAGUUUAUUGCGUAUUACAUAGAUAGGAACGAGCGAUUAAAGGAGAUGAAAUCUACUCUUGAGACCUUAAUGGCGGAUAAUAAAGCACUAUUAGCGCAGCAGCCGGAAUUAAGGGCAGAAUAUGACAAGCUGCUUAACAAAAGUGAAGAAAUGAACGUCCAGAACACGGAUCUUAAGGCAGCCAUCCAGAAAUAUCAUUCUGCCAUUCUAAGUGCCUGCCCAACGAAAAGUAUGCCCAAUAUUGACGAUAUUGGAAAACCACCAGUUCAGCGAACUGUACAACCACCCAUGAUGGUUCCCACAGCGGCGGCACUUAAAAUGGGGGUUGGUUUCCCGCUGAAGAAUAUUCCAAAUUGCCGCGGCGAUCGGAUUCUAAGUAGCCAUGCAAAGCCAACCGAACCGCUGCAGCUAAACGAAUGCGGUAUAUGUAGGCAAAGGAGAGAUCAGCAUCUUCUAGCAAAGUGCGACACCUGCCAUUUAUAUUAUCACAUGAAUUGUUUGAAUCCGCCACUAUCUAGACUGCCUAAAAAAUCAAAGUUGUAUGGCUGGCAAUGUUCGGAGUGCGAUAAAAGUUCCGAAUCGGAAGUUGAAGAAGUGAAGACGCCAAGAAGAAGUCGCAGCGUCUACAGUCGGGAUCGCACGGAAUUAGAAAUCUCCCCUGUAGCGCCAAAGCUUAAAAUUAAAGCUGUGACCGCAGAAGAAGACGUUUCGUUUGAAAGUAGCCUACAAAAAGCGAAAAAGGAGCGACGACAUUCUUCCGUCAGCGAUAAGACGAAACAAUAUGAAGACAUUCAAAUAGGUGGGGAAGAAAAUGCUAUGCCCGACAAUAGCGAAGAAGCUCUAACCACUAACGAUCUCUUAGUUGAGUUGACCAGCAAUAACGACAUGGACAUUGUGGAUACUGACCAUCCAGAAAAUUACGAGGGCCACAAAUCUUCAAAAAAGCGUCGCAGAGAGAAACAUAGAAACAGAUACAGUCCAGAAUUGGGAACUUCUAGUAAAGAGCACAAAAGAAAGCGCAAGAAGAAGAGCUUGGAGAUUGAAGAAACUCUGCCCCAUCCGCGAAUUACCAUCAAGAUUAAAUCCAUACCACUACCAGCUGGAGAAGUGGCGUCGGAAUCAAACCCACAGUGCUUUUACGUUAGAAAUGAAGUUGAUGACAACCCGCCGCCGCCAAUUCUCCUUAAGCUCAAUGAUCAUCCUUCGACAUGUCGAAGAAUUUCCACUGAUUUAAAGGCUUCAAAGCGAAAUCGAAGUCCAAGAGCUUCUUUUUCUGAUAAUUCUGCCAAGGAUCCGCUGGCUAUAACUCUAAAAGACCCUCUGGAAAUUGCCCCACUAACAGUCAGAUCAAAUAGAAGCAGUGUUGGUCGGAAUUCUACACUUCCUACGCAAGUUAAUCCUGUUGGAAUAUGCAAUAGUAACUGCGAUGUUUGUCAGCAAGAAGGUACUGCAGCUAACAGUGUAAAAUGUGAUGAGUGUCAGAAACUUUAUCAUUUUUCAUGUUUGGAACCGCCCUUGAAAUCUUCUCCAAAAAAACGAGGAUAUUCUUGGCAUUGUGCUGAUUGCGAUCCAACUUCUUCUGAGUGAACAGUUUACAAACAACAACAAAUGUAUGUUUUCAGUGGUUUGAUGUUUUCCUUUUGGGAGCAAUAACUGUACAUAUAUUUUGAAGCUGCUCUUUUUGGGACAUUCUUUAUGUAAUUAGAUUAUUUAUCUCAAUAAAAAAGAAGGCAAAAGUA